AUGGUCAACAGAAGGGGACCAAGGAAGCAAAGAGUCUGUCCCUGGUGCUCGCAGAAUUUCACCAAGGAUGAGCAUCUUGCAAGGCAUAUUCGCAGCCACACGAAAGAGCGGCCGUUUUCUUGCUCGGCCUGCAACAAGUCGUUUACGAGACACUCUCAAAGAUCUGCUAUAGGAGAACAUUCCAACAGAGGCUCUCAUUUAGAUGUUGGUCUUUCUACAUCGUCCUUAACUCAGUCGACCCCGUCAGUGCAGGAGUCACAACCCCCUAAUUCCCUGUCGUGCGACUAUGAACCACUCGGGCUAGGGGAAAUCUCCAGCUGGGUUGGGCUAAACCCGGCCCAACCUAUGGAUAACAGUAAUCAUGUAGAACUAGCACCAAACAGUCUCGACAGAUUAGAAGCAACCGACAUUGGUGCGGCCAAUCCCUGGGCAAUCAGUGCUAGGCAUCAGAUUCCCGGUUGGAUGGUGAGCGAGGACUUUGAUAUGAGCGCUCUUAAUGCAUAUAUACCAUCUUCAGGGGCUUAUUUAGACACACAAAUUUGGCCAAUGAACAGUGGCAGAGCUUCUCAGAUGGAGAAUAAUGUUAUUAUUGGGAGUCCCUCUGACAUGAUCCCACAGCCCAGGGAAGAGUACAUUCGACAACAAUGGUUUACGUUUAUAGGACCCGAGCAGAGCGGACAUAUUACUCCAGAAACACCCAAUGAGCCCACCAGUGUUGACGAGAGCUACCGGGAGGGUUUGUCUCGUGAACUUCAGCAACGCAUAAACAACGAACCACUUCCAUCCACUGACUUUUUGUGGGAAUCUUAUCUUGUUCGAGGAGCACCGGAUGCCCUAGCAAUGACCCAAGCCAUCUUGAUAGGACAGACUUUUGGCAUGCUUUCAGGCAAUCCAAGACAUCUUGUACUCGUCCAGAUGUUCCAUGGAACAGUGAUAGCAUGGGCUCGAAGACAAAACAUAUUCGAUCGAGUCACUUCAAUCGAUGUUUCUCCGGCGUCGGUGAAAUCUGAUCUUGAAGGCUCCUGGAGACGAUGGAUACACAACGAGGAAAAAAGACGAGUUGCAGCCGGCCUUCGAAUCUAUGAUGGUGAGCUUGCGGAGCUAUUCAUGACGGAGCCUUUCCUACGAAGUUCACCGUCUAGAGAAUCGCCAGUUGCAACCGAUGAUCUCUGGACGGCACAGACAUCCACUGAAUGGGCUCAUAUUGUCGAGGAGCGUAGCCGCCUGGGAUCUGCUCAAUUGGCAUAUGGACAAGAUUUGGACAACAGCAUAUCGGGAAUAUCGUCACCUCAUUACUCCUCAUUUGCGUUGUAUAGCCUCCUUGGAAGGAAAAUAAGUUACAUAAUGGACCAGGAGAGUGUGCAGCAGCCACCUAAAGAGGUUAUACCGUCUCUGAUAUUGAUCUAUAAUGAUUGUCUCCGUCAGCAGACGCAGCCGGACGAUUUCAGUUUGGGAGCACUCUGGCAUUCCAUUUUCAUAUUGUUGCAUUGCAACAUGGACAAAUUCGAAUGUGCCAUUGGCCGUGAAGGAUUUGACAAGGCGCAAGAAAAUCGCUUAUACGCCACUAGAUGGGCAUCCUCGAUGGAUGGCCAUCGAUGUGCCAUCCACGCCGCGCUGAUUCUGCAACGUCUGCAGCGAAUUCCGGUUGGACAAGAGCCUGCUAUUCACGUGCCGCGUGUGCUAUAUCGUGCGUGUUUAGUUUGCAUGUCAAAGGGCCCCAAGAUACUUGAGUGCGCACUAAGCUACGAAUGUUGUCGCCUGUCAACCUCUUGGGUGGCUGAUAACUUUAUUCCAACAAAUACAUCAUUUUUCAUGAGAAUGGAGUUCGAGGAGCGUAUUGACGUCCAUGCUCAUGCCCUGCCACCAUUUUAUCGCGAAGCAUGCAUCAAUGCCGGCCAUGCGCAGCCAGAUGGCAUGCCGAAGCUCCCAGACUGGGACGUUGAAAGCCACCUCAGCCUUAUGAAGAAAUUGAACAUUAGCAAGUCUAUUCUGUCCAUCAGCUCUCCCGGUUCCCAUCUCACCGAAGGCAACAACGAAGCUGCACGCAGUCUCACUCGAUCGUGCAACAACUAUAUGGCAGAUUUGGUCUCAGUAUACCCUUCUCAGCUGGGAUACUGGGCAUCCUUACCGCUCCCAGAUGUUGAAGGCAGUUUGGAAGAAAUUGCACACACAUCUGGCAAGGCUAAUGGCGUCACGCUCAAGACUAAUUACUAUGGAAUAUAUCUCGGUGAUAACAAAUUCGACGCUAUCUUUGAAGAACUGAACAGAAGACAUGCAAAGGUCUUUAUACACCCGACUACUCCAUGUGUGAGGCAGCAUACACGCAAAGAUGGUCGUAGCAUGGAGACCGUAGCAGCCACCCCAUUAACACAAUUCGCAAAUCCAAUAUUUGAAUUCAUGUUUGACACUGCUCGGGCACUUAUGAAUCUUUUUAUUUCUGGCACCAUUGCACGCUGUCCCAAUGUCACCUUCAUUACACCGCAUGCGGGCGGUGCUCUUCUGCCCAUGAUUGAGCGAUUCACCUCCCUAGGACGCAUGAUAGGAGGCCCGGGUCAGGAUCUGUCAAGUCAAAUAAUAAAAGAUACAUUUGCGCGACAAUUUUAUUUUGACCUUGCUGGCUUCCCAUUUCCGGAUCAAGUUCGUGAAUUGUUGUUGUACGUCAAGACGGAUAGACUGCUGUACGGAUCUGAUUAUCCCUUCACGCCGGAAAAGUUUGUCUUGGACUUGGCCGGGAUCAUGAAAAAGGAGAUGGGAGGGAUGUGGAAGGAGGAGGAGAGGACGAUGAUACUGUUGGGAAAUGCUAGGAGGUUAUUGUCGUGA
Talaromyces atroroseus is the source of this 2820-nucleotide messenger RNA. RefSeq lists its product as hypothetical. The transcript has 10 exons. Gene Ontology annotation, molecular function: carboxy-lyase activity; hydrolase activity. Bases 1 to 2820 code for a protein of 939 amino acids. The record is from RefSeq and is a predicted model, not a curated record. Gene Ontology annotation, cellular component: cytosol; cytoplasm. Lineage: Eukaryota; Fungi; Ascomycota; Eurotiomycetes; Eurotiales; Trichocomaceae. Gene Ontology annotation, biological process: secondary metabolic process.